This is a messenger RNA of Metarhizium robertsii ARSEF 23, 1194 nucleotides long. Its product is annotated as Heterokaryon incompatibility. Bases 1 to 1194 code for a protein of 397 amino acids. The record is from RefSeq and is a predicted model, not a curated record. Gene Ontology annotation, cellular component: extracellular region. The transcript has a single exon. NCBI's taxonomy places the organism in Eukaryota, Fungi, Ascomycota, Sordariomycetes, Hypocreales, Clavicipitaceae.
AUGAAGUUCCUCCUCUUCGCCUCGACGGCCUUGGCCCUCGCCAGGCGCCAGGGCGACGUGCUCUCGGCCGACGUUGCCGCCAUUGUCACGAGCGUCACGGCUCUCCAGACACGGGUCAACGAGUUCCAGGGCGCGGCGCAGGCGGACGCCUUGAUCGCCGCCUCCAACGGCGUGGUCGCGGCCAUCAAGAAGGGUACUGCGGAUGCCCGUGCCUCUCCGUCGUUGAGCCAGGACGAGGCGUUUGGACUCGUCCCGCCGCUGCAAAACCUGAUUGGCGUUGUCAACAAGACCGUCGGUGAUUUGGUCGCCAAGAAGCGCGUCUUUGCUGACUCUGGCCGCGGCUGCGAGGUCUACCCGCAGCUCGUGGAGCAGAGGGUCGACUCCCAGGCCUUUUCUGAUGCCCUCGUCGCCAAGGUUCCCGACGCGUUGAAGGGCAUUGCUGGCCAAAUCUCUGCUCCCAUCUUGAAGAGUCUGGCUGAUGGUGCCGCCGCGUUCAAGGACGUCGUGUGUGCUGCCACCUCGACCAGCGCCACGCAGUCUGCUACUAUUUCCGUCUCGUCAACCGCCUCUUCUGCCGGCUCUGUCACCACGACUGGCGGCGGCACGUCCGUUUCGUCUCCGGCUUCCACGUCUGGCGCGCAGACUGGUAGCGCUUCCGGAACCGCCACCGAGCCCGGGUCUGCUACCGGCACCAAGACGUCUGGCACCGCGACAGGUACCACCGCGACUGGCUCCAAGACUCGCACUGGUUUCGGUACAGCUACGGCUACCGCCUCCGAGUCUUGCGGUGAGACUACCACUGUGCAAGUACCUGUGACGGAGACUAUCCCUUGCACCACGACUGGGGGUUCCGGUUCUCACCCAACUGGUGGUCCUGGAUCUCAACCCUCCAGUGGUUCUGGCCCCCAACCCACUGGCGGCUCCGGUUGCCCAGGCUGUGCUCCUGGACAAACCAGCCCCGGAUCCGGAUCUGGCCCCCAUCCCACCAGCACCCUUGUCCCUAUCCCAUCAGGUGGCGAAGGCGGCCACGGAGGCAGCGGAGGAAAUGGAGGAAGCGGAGGCAGCGGUGGAAGCGGCGCUCACCCGUCCCCCAGCUCUCCUGUCAUAGUCGCCGGCGCUCCCCGGGGUGAAAUCCCCCUCGCCGUACAUGUAGCCAUGGCUGCCAUUGUGGGUGCAGUGGGUGCUGCUCUCUAA